AUGGAUCAGCUCUCCCAGUCCGAGCAGCGCGAGCUCCAGAACCGCAUGGAGAAGAAGCAGAUGAAGGAAUUCAUGAACAUGUACUCCAACCUCGUCCAGCAAUGCUUCGACUCCUGCGUCAACGGCUUUGAGAGCAAGUCGCUCACCUCGCGCGAAGAGGGCUGCGUCAUGCGAUGCGUCGACAAGCACAUGAAGGCCUCGCAGCGUCUGGGUGACAGGUUCCAGGAGCAGAACGCUGCCAUGGCACAGGGUGGUCUGCCCGGCCGAUAA
Messenger RNA from Boeremia exigua, 270 nucleotides. Its product is annotated as Tim10/DDP family zinc finger-domain-containing protein. Lineage: Eukaryota; Fungi; Ascomycota; Dothideomycetes; Pleosporales; Didymellaceae. The record is from RefSeq and is a predicted model, not a curated record. The transcript has 3 exons. Bases 1 to 270 code for a protein of 89 amino acids.